Messenger RNA from Anopheles gambiae (African malaria mosquito), 1268 nucleotides. RefSeq names its product hydroxymethylglutaryl-CoA lyase, mitochondrial. Gene Ontology annotation, biological process: ketone body biosynthetic process; L-leucine catabolic process. Lineage: Eukaryota; Metazoa; Arthropoda; Insecta; Diptera; Culicidae. Gene Ontology annotation, molecular function: hydroxymethylglutaryl-CoA lyase activity. The coding region runs from base 87 to 1061 and encodes 324 amino acids. The transcript has 4 exons. The record is from RefSeq and is a predicted model, not a curated record.
GUCGACAACAAAGAUCGCAAACGAUCUUGACGAAAUUUCUAAACAUUCCUGUGUAAAUCGUUCCUAUUCCGCCCCGUUCUUCCAAAAUGAUGCGCUUUACCCGAUUUCUGCCAUCGCUCGCACGCCAUCGCCAUUACACGACCAACAUCUCCCAGCCCGUUGCGGUGCGUAUCGUGGAGGUAGGCCCGCGGGAUGGUUUGCAAAACGAGCCCACGAUUCUGCCGGCCGCUGUCAAGAUUGAGCUCAUCAAUCAACUGUCCGAAACGGGGCUGCGUACGAUUGAAGCGACCAGCUUCGUUAGCGCCAAAUGGGUCCCGCAGAUGGGCGAUAAUGCGGAGGUGCUGAAGGGUAUCAACAAGCAGCCGGGUAUAUCGUACCCCGUGCUAACGCCGAACCUGAAAGGAUUCCAGGCGGCGAUGGCAGCCGGUGCCGAAGAGGUGGCCGUCUUUGGAGCCGCUUCGGAAAGUUUCUCGCGCAAAAAUGUAAACUGCUCGGUUGAUGAGAGUAUUGCCCGGUUCCAGGACGUUAUGGAGGCAGCGAAAAAGGCGAACGUUAAAGUACGCGGAUACGUCUCGACGGUAGUCGGAUGCCCAUACGAAGGUAAAAUCAAACCGUCCGCCGUGGUGCGCGUGGUCGAGAAGCUGAUCGAGAUGGGCUGCUACGAGGUGUCGCUCGGCGAUACGAUCGGCGUCGGUACGCCCGGUUCCUUUACCGAGAUGUUGCGCGAGGUGACCAAGAUCGCGCCGGUCAAUAUGCUGGCCGUGCACUGUCACGAUACGUACGGGCAGGCGCUGCCGAACAUUCUCACCUCGCUGGACUUUGGUAUCGCGGUGGUGGAUGCUUCCGUCUCGGGACUGGGCGGAUGCCCGUACGCAAGGGGCGCCUCGGGGAAUGCGGCAACGGAGGAUGUGGUUUACAUGCUGCACGGGCUGGGUAUCGAGACGGGCAUCGAUUUGCCGAAGCUGGUGAACGUGGGCAAGUUCAUUUGUGAGAAGCUUCAGCGCCAAUCGGAAUCGAAGGUGAACCGUGCCAUGAGGAAGAGCAAUCCGAACGCUUGCUAGAAAACGUGCAACCUUAAAGGCUCUGCACACGCGGGUUAAAGUGCAUUUACUAGCUUGUAAGAUUUUUAAAUCCAUCUGAUGGAUGUAACGGCCUAAAACGAACAUCAAAGUUCAAUCAAACAUUUUAUACAAAAUAUUAUUUUUCUACAAAGCAUUUUUAAUGUAAAAAAGAAACGAAUAAAUUAAACCGUAAUAGUCAAACCACAA